AUGACUACUUCAAGCAAAAACCAAAAUGCAUUAGGUCUUCUCGGUGCAGCUGCAUUACAAAAGGUGUUUGGAUCAUUCCGCAUGCUUACAUAUGAUGUUCCAGCUGAUUCAAUGGAUGAAGUUGUGAGGAUUGCAGAGAGCACCAUGGUCACCACUAUUUCAGAGGCUAAAAUCAGGGACAUCACCACCCGUGAGUGCGUGAUCAAUGGUAACAAGUACACCAUGGGAUACUACCUUAUAGAUGGGAUCUACCCUACUUGGGCAACUUUUGUGAAGAGCUAUAACAAUCCUCAAGGGAACAAGAGAGUACAGUUUACAAAAGCUCAAGAAGCGGUGAGAAAGGAUGUGGAGAGAGCAUUUGGUGUCCUUCAAGCACGAUUUGCUAUGGUGAGGGGUCCUACUAGAUUUUGGGAUAAGGACACUUUAUGGUACAUAAUGACAUCUGCUGUUAUCUUGCACAACAUGAUCAUUAAGAAUGAGCGAGACGAAGAAGUGGAUUACGACUAUAAUCAAGAUGGUGGUGAAGUGCUCAGGCCAGAGGAAUACCAACAUCGCCAUCCACUUGUAAUUGAGAACUUCCUAAAGAUACAUCUUGAGAUUGAGGACAAGGAGACUCGUGUGAAGCUUCGAGAUGAUCUCGUGGAACAUUUGUGGGCACAUCAUAGCGCUAGCUAG
Messenger RNA from Setaria italica (foxtail millet), 675 nucleotides. RefSeq lists its product as uncharacterized. Bases 1 to 675 code for a protein of 224 amino acids. The record is from RefSeq and is a predicted model, not a curated record. The transcript is spliced from 2 exons. Lineage: Eukaryota; Viridiplantae; Streptophyta; Magnoliopsida; Poales; Poaceae.